AGAGGGGGAUGGAGAAAAGGAAGGCAAGCAAGGAGUGAUAGUUUUUCACAGUGUUUGGCAGAGUCCCUCUCAGUGUUGAACAGCUUCUUAGAGAGAGGGGAAGAGGAGGGACUGGCGUCUCUGUUCAGCUGUUUGAGCUGUGUGUCCAGUCUGCCCAGCCGUGCGGCCAGCGAGGGUGUGACCAUGCGCGUGGUGUGUGUGUUCCUGUUUGCUGCCCUGCUUCCCUCGUCUCUCUCCCAGAGACACGAUCCCUUCCAGUGGCUGUCAGCCCUGCGUAGCCAAGGCUACCAUGCAGACAACACGGGAGGGGAGUGCCCCGAAGAGUGUGACUGUCCUCCCUCCUUCCCCAUCGCCAUGUACUGUGACGGCCGUGGGCUGACAGUCAUGCCCACUGUGCCCUCCCGUAUGAAGUACCUGUACCUGCAGCACAACGCCAUCACCGCCCUGCCUGAUGAAGCCCUAGCCAACGCCACCAGCCUGGUGUGGAUGAUGAUGCACUAUAACCAGCUGUCCUCCGACCGCAUCGGCAAGAAGGCAUUUGCCAAGCUGCAGAGUCUUGAACGCCUCUAUCUGCAGCACAACAACCUGACCCGUGUUCCCCCAAACCUCCCACGCUCUCUCCGAGAUCUACGCCUCAAUGGCAAUAGUAUCAACAAGGUAACACCUGCUGCCCUGGAGGGAAUGGACAACUUGACCGUUCUGUAUCUCCAUGACAACGCUGUGACAGAUGUGGCUGCAUCACUGAAGGGGUUGAACUCUCUCACACUGCUGGAUAUCAGCGGCAACAAGCUCAAGAAGGUCCCAGACGGUCUGCCAGAGCAUCUCCACCAGCUGUACCUGGAGUCCAACUCCAUCAGUGCUGUUCCAGAGGGCUUCCUGCGCCAGUUCUCCCAGCUACAGUACAUCCGCAUGGGCCACAACCAGAUAACAGACAAGGGAAUCCCCCCAAACACUUUCAAUGUGACCGGCCUGGUGGAGCUGGACCUGAGCUACAACAAGCUAGAGAGGAUCCCCCCUGUCAGUGCCACCCUGGAGCACCUGUACCUGCAGGCCAACCAAAUUAAAGAGUUUACCCUGGGUAGUUUCUGCAGUGUUGUGGAUGUGAUGAACUACUCGAAGCUGCGGACACUGCGACUGGAUGGGAAUGAGAUCAGUGCCCAGGAUGUGCCCUCUGACUCUGCCUUGUGUCUGCGCCUGGCAGCCACUAUCGAGCUGUAGCAAAUCCUCCAGAUUCUGAUCAAGGCUAAGAUUAGCCUCCCCAACUCCUAAACUUAGCCAUUGGUGGGGGGAAAUUGAUUAGGGAUAAGAAUCUAAUACGUUAAGUUGGUCUGGCUUUCAUGCUGCCACUGGAGGGCAACAGACCUUAACUGCAUUGCUGUAGUUCUCCUAUUUCUACAGUAGGUGGCAGCGUUUUGGUUUAUACUGCCAAUGUAUCAGGUCCCGAAGUGAAGCCACAGAAUGAACCAACAGGCUGAAUAGCCCAAAGGUCAUCUGCAACAUGUUUACCUACAACUGUUUAAUUACAGGUGAUGAUUCGUGUUGUUUUCAUUACACAUAAAAUACUUGCAAAGCCACCUCAUAAAAAGAAAAGCUUUUGGAAUAAGUUUGUAAACUACGUACCACAUAGUCUUGUAGUGCUAAUACAUAGACUUUUGCCUAAAGGCUUCAGGUUACUCUUGUCUGUGUGAAUGAGCAUGCAUGUUUAAUCUUCUCCUCAGUAGGUCAUGGUCAGUUUGACCACUCUUUUGUGAUGUGUAGAUACAUUAUACUAUGGAGUAUUUUCAAUAUCUUUCUUGGUAUUCUUUUGCAACCAUAAUUCUGUUACGACAGCAUUUGCAGGGGUUGAACAGUGCUAUGAGUAUUUACUCAAUCACUUGGCCUCAGAGAACUGACUCACAAAUGUAUAAUUACAUAUCACACUCCCAAGGCCUCCAUACUCCCUAACCCCAUAUUAGUUAUUUUUAGUCUCAACAAAUUAGCACAACACUUUUAUCGCUAUGGCGGUGUUGCUUUGUACUAUGCAAACUGUUUUGUGCAUUUGUCUUAUUCUGUGGUGCUAAAAUUGACACAUGAAUGCAUAGCAUUUAUUGAUCUUCAAAUUGACUAAGGUUGUGGUGUUUUAAUACUAAGUGCCUGUCUUAUGGAAUAAAUAAAGGUAACCAUUUUUACAUGUA
Hypomesus transpacificus is the source of this 2174-nucleotide messenger RNA. It is a transcript of the gene fmoda, whose product is annotated as fibromodulin a. Gene Ontology annotation, molecular function: protein binding. Bases 184 to 1218 code for a protein of 344 amino acids. The transcript is spliced from 6 exons. Lineage: Eukaryota; Metazoa; Chordata; Actinopteri; Osmeriformes; Osmeridae. The record is from RefSeq and is a predicted model, not a curated record.